AUGUCUGACUCUUUACCUCCGUUAUCCCCGUCCUCCUCGGCAUCCCCGGCAUCGCCGGCUGGGAAGCCCGGAAAGACCAUGUCGCUUGCAGCUAACAAUAUUGUACAGUUCAUGCGACGCGCUGCAGCUUCGAAAGAAAGUCAAACUCCUCCUUCCGAGCCCACUUCCCACACAUCUAAACGCCCGCGUCUGUCCACCGAAGCCGAGAGUCCUCGUGCCUCCGAUAUGGAAGCGAUCACAGCUGCGCUUGCGGCCGAGGAGGAAAAGCGACAGCAGGCCCUGGCCCGAGCAGCUGCAGAGGCUGGUGAGACCCACUGGGUGUUGGACGUUCCCCCUGCGCCCCAGGCCACCAAACAACCUCUUGUGUUAGCGGCAGACUCGUUGGACGCAGAGGACCAGGGCUGCGGUGGACGACGGGCGUUUGGAAACUUCAAGCGCAAGGAGCGCAAGGAAGUAUUUGCGGAAACUGGGGAACAGUAUACCGAGGAAGAACAGACGAUCAUGAAUACAGGGGAUCCGGAGGAAAUUGAGAAAAUGCAAAAAGACAAGCUCAGAAGAUACAAGCAAGCACGCCAAGGCCCAAAGCUCUCUGACCUCACCAGCAUCUCUGGAUCUGGCCGAAGUCGGAUGGUGGGAGCACCGUCAUCUGACAAGAAGAAGAAGAAGCGCAAGAGCUAUGAUGCUUGA
Molecule: messenger RNA, 687 nt
Organism: Penicillium bovifimosum
Lineage: Eukaryota; Fungi; Ascomycota; Eurotiomycetes; Eurotiales; Aspergillaceae
Exons: 3
Coding region: 1-687 (228 amino acids)
Source: RefSeq, a predicted model, not a curated record